GUUAAAGAUUAAGCACUUGGACACGUCAUUCCCAAGCUUGAGAGUACUAUCCAUAAAGGACGGUAAGACCACCAAGCUUCCUGAUUCAAUAGGCAAUUUGAAGUAUUUAAGAUAUUUGAAGUUAGAUUGUGAAAAUAUUGAAGAGAUACCUAAUACAAUAUGUAAGUUGUAUAAUUUGGAGACACUAUUGUUGGAGGGAUGUACCAGUGUUACCAGACUACCAACUGAUAUUGGAAAUUUAAUCAAGUUGCGACAUCUUAGUGUUCCUAAUGAGUAUUUAUUUGAAGAGAUGCCAUUGCAAUUGGGAAAGCUAAAAAAUCUGCAAACACUUAAUGCAUUUGUUGUGGGAAGAAAUAGAGAUUCUGUUGGCAUCAAGUUGUUGAAAGAGUUUCAAGAUCUUCACGGGAGUCUUUUUAUUAAGGGACUACAAAAUGUUCGUACCCUUGAGGAAGUUAAUGAUGCAGCAUUAUCAUUAAAGAGUAAAAAGUCUCUUAGUCACCUCCAUUUGGCAUGGGAUGAUGGUCAACAUGAAGCUGAAGUUGAUGAGUUGCACAAAGAAAGAGAGCUACUCAGUGUCCUCCAGCCUCAUCCAAAUUUGAAAGAACUUAGGAUUCGAGGCUACAAGGGAAACAAUUUCCCAAAUUGGAUGGGAGAUCAUCGUUGCUUGUCUAAUUUAGUAAGCCUGGAGAUUUCAUAUUGCUCUAAUUGCAGCUUCUUGCCGUCGUUGGGACAGCUUCCUUCUCUCAUGUAUCUUUUCAUUAUGGAUUGUGGUGUGGUGAGAAUAGAUUCAGAGUUUUAUUACUCUACUAGUGUUGAUUCUUCUGCUGCAAUACAAGCAAAGCCAUUCUUUAGAUCUUUGGAGACCUUGAAAUUUCGUGAUAUGAAAAAGUUUGAAGAGUGGUCAGUUAUCGAAGGUGGAGUUUUUCCUCGUCUUAAGAAUCUUUAUUUUCAAAGUUGUUUGAGACUCAAAGUGACAUUGUUAGGAGAUUAUUUUCCGUCAUUGACACAGCUUGAAAUAUUUAAUUGUGAGAAACUAUUACCAUUGUUACUCCCAAGAGCUCAACUCAUGCAGGCCCCUUUGAUCACUUUAAAGAGGCUUAGAAUAAGUGGUUUCGACUUGAUGCACUUAGACGAGGAGCCCUUUCAGCACCUCACCUCCCUUGAGGAGUUGACGAUUAGAAAGUGUCCUAACCUCAGAUGCUUGCCACAAGAACUACCUGUUUCUCUUUCUAAUCUUCGCAUUCAAGAUUGUCCAUUGCUAAGAACACGAGUCGAGAGGGAGACAGGGGGGGACUGGCCAAUUAUUGCUCACAUCCCAAAUAUCAUUAUCGAUGACAAGAAAAUAUAGGGUCCAACCAUAAAUGAUUUGUAUGUUUGUUGCUGACGACCAAUUGGAUUGAGUUGAAGUAAAAGGGUGUACUGUAUAAGACCAACAAAGUUUGAGUGUGGUGUGUGUUUAGAGUGAUUAGAGCAAUGUUCACUAAAAAUAUUUUGGUUGUUGGCAGAUAUUGUAAUAAACAGAACUAUAUUAUUUGUUCUAUAGUUUUUAGUUUUAAUAAGUGGUCUGGUCUUGCUUAAAAAUCAGAUUUUGAACUAAAUCAGUUUAUAGAUUUUA
Molecule: messenger RNA, 1615 nt
Organism: Cannabis sativa
Lineage: Eukaryota; Viridiplantae; Streptophyta; Magnoliopsida; Rosales; Cannabaceae
Product: putative disease resistance RPP13-like protein 1
Exons: 2
Coding region: 290-1348 (352 amino acids)
Source: RefSeq, a predicted model, not a curated record